This is a messenger RNA of Suillus paluster, 1617 nucleotides long. RefSeq names its product kinase-like protein. Gene Ontology annotation, biological process: regulation of cytokinesis; protein phosphorylation; mitotic spindle organization. The coding region runs from base 73 to 1281 and encodes 402 amino acids. The transcript is spliced from 4 exons. Gene Ontology annotation, molecular function: ATP binding; protein kinase activity. The record is from RefSeq and is a predicted model, not a curated record. Gene Ontology annotation, cellular component: chromosome passenger complex; spindle pole centrosome; spindle midzone. Lineage: Eukaryota; Fungi; Basidiomycota; Agaricomycetes; Boletales; Suillaceae.
GUACCUAACUGCACGGCCACGCGUUUUACCGCAUCCCUUCCUCACCCGCACCCAAAGUCAACUCCCUUGGAAAUGGCGUCAAUAGGCGCGGUCACGAAGCAGAUCGCUGCCCUCGAAAUCUCCUCCAAGAAGCACCAAUCUUCUCGUCCCGGCCAUACCAAGCAGCCCUCCCAAACAAACGUAGCCAAACUCCUCACAAAAUAUGCCGCACCCCAUCCUCCUACAGCGAAACCAACUCAACCGUCUGCUCUCCGUAACCAGACGAACACAAAUGCACCUGGAACUGCUCGAACUAGUAGAGCGGUAACUCCUUCAGAACCCCAACCCCAGCUUGACAUCGGCAAGUAUGAUGGUGGCCUCGAGCUAGACAACGAGAAGAGGGGUGAAAAAGUCUUUGGAGAGGCAGCCGAAGCGCUCGCUCUCGAUUCCAGCGUCUCAAGAACACGUCCCACCCGAGAGUGGAGCCUCCCCUCAUUUGAGAUCGGUCGCCCCCUCGGCAAGGGAAAAUUCGGGCGCGUCUACAUGGUUCGCACCAAAUGCGAACCACAAUAUAUCCUCGCACUCAAAACCCUCUACAAAUCCGAAAUCAUUCAGUCCCGCGUCGAGAAACAAAUCCGACGAGAAAUAGAGAUUCAACAAAAUCUCCGCCACCCAAACGUACUUCGCUUGUACGGUUACUUCCACGACGAGAAACGCAUCUUCCUCAUGCUCGAGUUCGCUGGUAAAGGCGAGCUGUACAAGCAGCUCUCCAAGCAUGGCAGCUUUUCAGAGAAACGGAGCUCGAGGUAUAUCGACCAGAUGGCGGAUGCCUUGACCUACUUGCAUGGCAAGCACGUCAUUCAUCGAGAUAUCAAGCCGGAGAAUUUGUUGUUGGGGAUCAAUGGUGAGCUGAAGAUAGGCGACUUUGGAUGGAGCGUACACGCACCUGGAAAUAGACGCAUGACGCUAUGUGGGACGCUCGAUUACCUGCCACCUGAGAUGGUCGAGGGAAGGGAACAUAAUGAGAAGGUAGAUUACUGGGCCCUGGGUGUACUAACAUACGAGUUUUUGGUUGGGAAUCCUCCUUUUGAAGAUCGGAACAGCGUGAAUGCCACUUACCGUCGAAUAGCUAAAGUCGACCUCAGAAUACCACCACUCGUCUCUCCCGAGGCCAGAGAUCUAAUAACCCAGCUACUCAAAUAUAACCCUGAAGAGCGUAUCCCAUUAACUGAUGUCUCACGACACCCAUGGAUAGUGAAGCAUCGGCCCAAAGGGACAUCGAGAGGCGGAAGUGAGGCGUAGAUAUCGUUGAUCUUUAAUGUGCUAGUUGUUGCCUCUGGUGGUGUGCCGGACACCGUGUUUUGACUUGGACUAUUGUAUAACUUACAAGCACCUGUAAAAUUGUCGUCGCGCGUCCAGCUCGUGUCGUUGUCAUUUUCGCCGAAAUGUGUCGACUAGUGGAUUGGUCGAGUACAACAGUUCAAGCUGGUGGAGCAACAAACCUGCAUUGACGUGACUAGGGUUCGAUGAUGCCGACUAUCACCUUGUUUACACAAAUCAGCAUCACACGUUUAGUACAUUGGCCAACCGCUGUGGUCAGGGGUUCAAGAUCAAGUGCAAUCGUAAAGUACUUAUACG